Molecule: messenger RNA, 1094 nt
Organism: Prionailurus viverrinus (fishing cat)
Lineage: Eukaryota; Metazoa; Chordata; Mammalia; Carnivora; Felidae
Product: cytochrome c
Exons: 3
Coding region: 181-498 (105 amino acids)
Biological process (GO): mitochondrial electron transport, cytochrome c to oxygen; mitochondrial electron transport, ubiquinol to cytochrome c
Cellular component (GO): mitochondrial intermembrane space
Molecular function (GO): electron transfer activity; heme binding
Source: RefSeq, a predicted model, not a curated record
GCACCAACACCGGUACUUAGGCGCGGACCGGCGUGUCCUUGGACUGAGAGAGCUGGACGUCCGGCUUGAGAGCGGGCAUCUUCUUUUCGCGCGCAACCAAAGAACGGUGAGCGCAAAGCGGGGAGGCCGAAGCGGGCGGGAAGCGCAGCCGUAGGAGCACGCAAUUGCGUUGAUUUAAAAAUGGGUGAUGUUGAGAAGGGCAAGAAGAUUUUUGUUCAGAAGUGUGCCCAGUGCCAUACUGUGGAAAAGGGAGGCAAGCACAAGACUGGGCCAAAUCUCCACGGUUUAUUUGGGCGAAAGACAGGCCAAGCCCCUGGGUUUUCUUACACGGAUGCCAACAAGAACAAAGGCAUCACCUGGGGAGAGGAGACACUGAUGGAGUAUUUGGAGAAUCCCAAGAAGUACAUCCCUGGAACAAAAAUGAUCUUCGCUGGCAUUAAGAAGGCAGGGGAAAGAGCAGACUUGAUAGCUUAUCUCAAAAAAGCUACUAAGGAGUAAUAGUUGGCUGUUGCCUUAUUUAUUACAAAACAAAAAUGUCUCAUGACUUUUUUUAUGUGUACCAUAUUUAAAUUGAUCACAUACACCAGAAUUCAGAUCAUGAAUGGCUGAUAGAAUAUUUCAUUUGAACAGUCCUGAUUUAAAUAAGAUUGGCUUGUGGUUAAAUGAAUAUGAUUCACUUUUUGACCUUUGAUAGUAAUUCUGGUUCAGCAAGUGCUGUCACUCUUUUCCCCUUUGAAUAUGAUUGGAAUUGAUUAGAUUGUUGAGCUUUUCACAGAGAUGGUAAAUGCCAUCUCUAAACUUACAGGAGAUUGGUUUUAUAUUUAGAUUUAUAUAACUGGUUAUAUUAAUAUAUUUAAAUACUGAGGAAAUCCCUUCACUGUAUCAGAACAGCAAGACUCAGCUGUGUUUCAAAAGUUGUGUUAGCCUGUUAAAGGCAAGGGCUGAAGAUAAGCUGGCAAUGUCCACUUUAUCUUUUUAGUCUUAACUAUGCCAAUUUAAUUAAAAUUCCCUGCAUUUAAAAUGUUGCCUUUUGCUUAAUGAAAGGCAUUUUAGUGUGGUUUAUGUAUAAUAUUAAAUAAACAAUAGUAACACUU